Molecule: messenger RNA, 2269 nt
Organism: Paramacrobiotus metropolitanus
Lineage: Eukaryota; Metazoa; Tardigrada; Eutardigrada; Parachela; Macrobiotidae
Product: zinc finger protein Noc-like
Biological process (GO): negative regulation of DNA-templated transcription
Cellular component (GO): nucleus
Source: RefSeq, a predicted model, not a curated record
UGGAGCGCACCCUAACCUGCCAACAGGCAAUACACAAUUAAAAUUUAUUAUUUAUUACCGUGGUAAGCAGUUGCUCUGAGCCGGGUUGUGGGACGUGCGCGAUGCCGGGCAGUGUCAAUGCGUGCGUGAUGGAUAUUCCGGUUACUCUAUGGGUUUAUUGUCUGGGAAUUGUCUGAUUGCAUGUCACAAUGCCUUGUCCUUAACGAGCCGGUGGAGAGGGCACGAUCAGAGCCAACACCAGUCAAUGUACUGUUGUUCGGGGCCGGGGAAUGGCGAUGCGGUACAUCAGCUUUGAUCACUAAGCAGGGGUCUUAGAAUGGCAAUUGUUGGCAUUUAUCACAUUUUGACUGACGCUUUUGACAGCCGCUUUGAAGGUUCGCAUAGGCAGCCUCCUCCUCUGUUGCGAUAUAUUUAUGUGCACACUGAUAUAUCGGACAGUACAGCCACAGCUGAUGCCGAAUUGAUAUGACAGUUGGCCCAGCCUCCCUGCACCAAUCAUUGGGUGCCGAAAUACAUUUCCGUUCCGCCCCCUUCGCUUGUCAGCGCCUGUUCGCAAAUCCGUACGGUAUAUGCACAAUCCAUAAGUGUGCAUUCAUAACCGACUGACUGACUUGUAUCAUUUACACUUUAACUCCACACCGCGCAACGGAUAUUUUGUACACACCGAGAAUCUUGUACAUGAAAAAUCCAUAAUCUGACCUUUUGUUUUGCGCCGUGGAAGAUCGCUUUUGUCUUGCACACUUUGUAUUGUCAUCAUGAUUAGCCACACGGCGUCCACUUCCGCUAAUCAAUAUGUUAGACCGGAUUAUAUAUCGCCCCUACCAACACCUCUCGAUGCGCAAAAAAGUCCAUUAGCCAUGCUGGCUGCCACCUGCAACAGUAUCGGCGCACCGGACAUGUCGAAGAGCAUCAAAGCCGUCGAACUUCCGCCGUCAUCUAAAAAAUCCCCACCAAACUCCAGUGGCGGUAGUGAGAACAAGCGGCCCCGCCGUAGCCCGGACGCCGUUGAAAAAUCUGAGAAGAAAGUAAAAGAAUCUCGCGAUAAGUCCGACGAGCCACCGAAGGAGUCCAAACCCGACCGCGACACUACGACCAAAGACCGCAAAGACAAAGACAAAUCCUCCAAAGCCGACACCGUCGACACUGCCGACACCAAGCCGCCGCCCGAGCGCGAUGAUCGCAAAUCCAAGAGUCCAUCGGCCAAGCAGAGCCCCUCACCGGCUAAAUCCAGCAGUAAUUUACCACUAUCCGCCUCCAUCCCGGCACCCAUCCCGGGCUCGAGUUCACCGCUGAGUGAUCCACUGAACUUCGCCGCGGCGGCACGACUGAAAACGCCCGCCGGCCUGCCCAUGCCCGGCAUGCUGCCGUAUGCUUGCCGUGAUCCCUUCUGUUAUGGCUGUUCGCCGUCGAUGCACUGCGGAACUAAUCCCACUGUUCCCAUGGAUUAUAGCGCAUUAAGUUCAUAUUCAUCCCUCGCCAAUGGACUCCCAUCCAACAAGAAUCUCGUGUGUGGCUGGGUGACGCCCGGCAUGCCGGAGCGUUGCUGCGGAAAGCAGUUUCUGACCAGUGAAGAAUUAUUUGCUCAUCUCCGCACCCAUACGAAUCUCUCAGUCCCGAGUCUCACGGCGGCCAGCGGCGCUACCGAUCCCCUGCAGAGCGCCUACGCCUCCUAUGCCUCCUAUCUUAGCCGGUUCCCUUCCCUGGCGGGUCUGAACCCGACCGCCGCCGCGGCGGCAGCGGCUGCCGCUUCCCGCUACAAUCCUUAUAAGCCGACCGCCGUACCCGGCCUGGGCUCACCCUACUCCAGUCUGUGGCCUAACGCCGCCAACGGACCAACACCCGGCUUCUUCUCGCCUUCGCCGUACUCGUACUACCGGCCUCCGUUCUAAGGAGGUUCGGUAUCUGCCGGAAUUAUGGACUGGUGUGUAAAGGAAUUCACGCCUGGUUUUCUCGGGGUCACCAGAUGGACCGGAGGAAGUAUGACAGUUUCGUAGUGGAAAUGAGGCUUUUAUGGUUUGUGCCACAUUAAACGGCAUUGCUGUGUGUUUAUGUGGCUCACGGUAUGAGAUUUGUACAACCUACAAACUACUACUGUUAUACUAAAUUUACUGUUGUCUUGAAGACUGUGAAUGCCGAAUCAAAAAUUUACAUGUUGUUUUUUUGUUGCUGUUUGUUUUAUGGAACUUAUAGUUAUGUACAAAUGUUGUGGAAAAGGCUGCAGUUGAUAUCGAAUAAGAAAUGCAAUAUAGAACGAGAUAAACAGUUGAGA